AGCUUGUAGACAUUUGCGUGUAACAAGGAACUUGGAUAAUGGCGGCUAAGCGUAAUACUCGUUACAACCGGCUUGCUGCGGAUGAGGAUGAUGAAUAUUAUGGGAGUGGGUCAAGACAUGCUGACCGUCGAUUUGAAUAUUCGCCAAAGUCUCUAGAUCGAGUCCCAUGGAAAUCACUUGCCCUUGCAUUUUUCCUGCUCUCACUUGGAUGCCUUCUUCUCCUGCUCUCACUCUUUAUCCUGACUAGUCAUAUGGCAGGAGAUCAGUCCCAGGCACAUGGUCUAUUAGGACUCGGGAUUUUAACCUUUCUCCCAGGCUUCGAGUUGAUUGUGGUGGACGUUCUAUUCCUUUCUAGUGUUCUUCACUAUUGGGAUGUUCCUGAAUAUUUAUCAACUUAUUGGAUUUGUGGCAAGCUUGCUUUGUUUGAUAUAUCCAGUUAUCUCUGUUUUAAUAGAUUAGCUAGGUUUUUAUGAAACACGCAUUGCGUAUUAUUCUUGGAGAGGUGCUCAAGGUUAUCGAUUUGCUUAUAUUCCCGACUACUGACCGGGUUACUAUGUUUAUAUGACCUUUGGUUUGCUGUACUCAUCUUCUUUACGCAUGUGUAUAUCAAAAUAUGCCAUCAUCGUGCUCCAACUCCCACUUCUCUCGUCCUUUGAACUAAACUUGUUGUACUGCUUCAUGCUUGCUCCCUGGUAGAGUCCUGAUGUAGGCGAAGAAAAUGUGGGUUGGUAUGCUUCCAUGUCGAAUAGCUUUGGCACUUCAAGAUCUGUGACUCUGUGAGAGUUUGUAUGAAAACCGAGUGAUUGGACAAAAUAGUUGAAAGAGAUGGGAUUAGUUGUUGAAAACAUAGAGGAAAGUCACUAAGAAAUGAAUCUUCAACUUCUUGAAGAAAAAUACCCCUUUCAUCCGGACUACUUCCUCUUUCCUUUCAAAAUGAAGUUCUCAUCUUUAUGAAAAGAUUCUUUUUAAAAAGUUAUGAAACUAUUCUUACCUUUUAUCUAUUCUUUUGCUUCAUAUGUUAUUGUAUGAUGCCCCCAGUUCGCCACUAAUCUCUUUAAUUGAGACUCCUUUAACUGUACACAUUCAAACAACAGAAAAAUCCAUCCCAUUACCUUCUCCUUUGAAUCAGUCGGUUUCUCUCCUAUGUCAGCUUUUAAUGAAAAUAUUGUAACAAAUACGUAUCAGAAUAUGCAAUAAGUGCACUUGUAGAGCACAUAAGUACAUAACAGUACAUAAUAACAUGUGCAGAAGUUCAAAAAAUAGCAAACUUUUUUUACACUUAAGAGUGCACUUCUAUUCAUUAUCUAUCCACUUUAUAUUAUAUGUACAUUUGC
Cuscuta epithymum is the source of this 1334-nucleotide messenger RNA. NCBI's taxonomy places the organism in Eukaryota, Viridiplantae, Streptophyta, Magnoliopsida, Solanales, Convolvulaceae. The record is from the annotation of a GenBank genome assembly.